AAGUGAGAGCAGUGAGGCUCUGGCGGCUUCUGGGCUCGUGGAAAUGAAGCUGAAGGAGGCGGCGAUGGCGGCGAUGGAGUCAGGCUCGGACUCGGAGACGGACUCAGAGGCGCUCUCGGACGCUGAGCUGCAGGCGGCCUUCGCUCGGGGCGACCUGAAACCGGGGCUCAACGUGGAGCUCGAGGCGCCGAAACGCAGGCAGAACGACGUGGCCGGCCUGAAUCAGUGUCUGGCCGAGUUCCGGAAGGACUUGCCGUGGCUGGAGCGGCUGGACGUGACCGUGGGGCCGGCGCCAGAGCUGCCCGCGCCGCAGACGCCCGAGAAGUCUGGAGCUGUGGACCCCGAGGACGACUUCCGCCGAGAGAUGACCUUCUACCGCCAGGCCCAGGCUGCAGUCCUGGCCGUCCUGCCCCGGCUCCACCAGCACCAGAUCCCCACCAAGAGGCCCCAGGAUUACUUCGCAGAGAUGGCCAAGUCGGACCAGCAGAUGCAGAAGAUUCGACAGAAACUGCAAACAAAACAGGCUGCCAUGGAGAAGUCGGAAAAGGCCAAGCAGCUGCGGGCGCUCCGGAAGUACGGCAAGAAGGUUCAAACCGAGAUCCUUCAGAAGAGGCAGCAGGAGAAGUCCAAGAUGAUGACGGCCAUCAAGAAGUACCAGAAAGGCUUCUCCGACAGACUGGACUUCCUCGAGGGAGAUGGGCGGUCACACUCUCGGGCUGAGAAGGACGGUGCCAAAGCCCAGCAGAUGAAGAAGGGGCCCAGUGCCAAGCGUCGGUACAAAAACCAGAAGUUUGGUUUUGGUGGAAGGAAGAAAGGAUCCAAGAGGAACACUAAGGAGAGCUACGAUGACGUGUCAGGCUUCCGGGCCCGGACCGCCCAUGGCAAGGGCCCUCACAAGAUGGGCAAGAAGCUGGCCAAUAAGAGACCUGGAAAACGGGCAAGAGAGAAAAUGAAAAACCGAGCACGCUAAGCAACGCCUUUUAUACAGAGGACACAGGCUCGAGCCACAACCAUCUCUUGGCUGCCUUUGCUUUCUGAGUUACGGGGUGGGGGGGUAUGAGCCACCCCUGUGGUGCUGGCUGGAGGGGGGCUAAGGAGGGAGGGUGGGGCAAAAAGGGCUUGGGUGCUUCAGAGGAUUGGGGUGUGGCCCAAGCACUGGAGCCGAGCGUCCCUGGCCCUGCUACUUCGAGCUCUGCUUGGCCUUUAGGCGCCAGAACUCUGCCAUGUACUUCGUGAUGUCCUGGUAGGUGCGGAAAAAAUUGAUCCUCUUGUCUCCGCGCUCGCUAGGAAUCUGGAGAGAGGAGGACACGUGGCAGUGAGGGGAUGGGCUGGGUGUUCCCCAUGCUUUGCCUCCUGCCCGCCCCAUCCAUUCAUAGCCCCUGUGGGGUCAGUGCCGGCCCCUUUCCAAGGGCUGGGUGAAUAAAUGGCUGUCAGGCUUAGGCCUGCA
Molecule: messenger RNA, 1447 nt
Organism: Antechinus flavipes (yellow-footed antechinus)
Lineage: Eukaryota; Metazoa; Chordata; Mammalia; Dasyuromorphia; Dasyuridae
Gene: EBNA1BP2
Product: EBNA1 binding protein 2
Exons: 9
Coding region: 44-970 (308 amino acids)
Biological process (GO): rRNA processing; ribosomal large subunit biogenesis
Cellular component (GO): nucleolus; preribosome, large subunit precursor; nuclear periphery
Source: RefSeq, a predicted model, not a curated record